AUUUAUAAUAAAAAUGGGUACUGGGAGUUCUAGAUAUACGGACCAGAGGACCAUAAGUAUUAGCCCGAGUAACGAAUCAGCGCGAACAGUUUUUCCGAAGAAUCGUAUCGUGUCGAAAAAGUACACGAUUUGGAAUUUCAUACCGAAGAAUCUUUUCGAACAGUUCAGACGGAUCGCGAAUAUUUAUUUCCUUAUAUCGGCGUUCAUAGCAACCUUAAUAACGUCACCUGUCUCGCCCUGGACCAGUAUCCUACCACUGGGCUUCGUUGUCUUUGUCACAGCGUGCAAACAGGGAUACGAAGAUUAUCUUCGGUAUGUGGAAGAUAAACACAUCAAUCGGAAAUAUGUGACCGUUGUCCGCAACAAAUGUAUGCAGACAAUUCACUGUGAACAAAUAAGAGUGGGUGACCUGGUGAAAGUAUCUCGAGACGAAGAUGUACCCUGCGAUCUCUUGUUUCUUUUCAGUACCGAUGAUUCGAAACGUUGCUACGUUACCACUGCCAAUCUCGAUGGCGAAACCAAUUUAAAGACGUUGAUAGUUCCAAAGAUGCUCAUGCACAUGACUGCACCGCAAAUAGUAUCGAUGGAGGCCACUAUCACUUGCCAACAUCCUUCGUCCGAUCUCUAUGGUUUCCAUGGGAAACUCGAAAUUACGAAUGCCGUUGGGGACGUCAGUGGACACCUAACGAUAGACAAUCUGUUGCUUCGAGGUACCAGAUUGAAAGAUACAGAACACAUUAUUGGAUGUGCAGUUUACACCGGCCAGGACACCAAAUUGUCUUUGAAUUCGAAGAAGAGAAGCAACAAAUUCUCUACCACAGAAAAAUCGAUUAACAAGUACAUCGUUGUGUAUAUGAUAUUGUUACUAGUCGAAGUAAUACAGUCUUGUAUGGCGAAAAUUAUAUUAAACGCAACUAUAAAAUGGAAAUCGUACAUCGGCGUUCAAGAAUCUGUUUCCAUUCCUUCGAUGAUCAAUGAUUUCUUUAGCUUCGCAGUUUUGUACAAUUACAUUGUACCCAUAUCGUUAUACGUCACCAUAGAAUUACAAAAAUUCCUCGGUUCGUUUUUCUUCGUCUGGGACAUCGACAUGUACGACGAAAGCACAAAUCAGCCGCCUUUAACCAACACGUCGGACUUGAACGAAGAGCUGGGUCAGGUCGAGUUCUUGUUCGCGGACAAGACAGGCACGCUCACCGAAAACCUGAUGGUGUUUAAGCGUUGCUCCAUUAACGGAAAAACGUACAUGGAGAAAGACUGCAACGGUUGCCUGUAUUCGUUACCUCCCAGCGGGGACGAAAGGGAAGCUGUCGAGUUGACAAACUGGGAGCCGGAAAUAUGGCAUUUUAUGAUAAGCAUUUCUCUGUGCCAUACCGUUCAAAUCUCUCCUCCGAGCCUGAUGCCCAGCGUUAUCGCGAACCGCAUCGAGUAUCGUGCCAGCUUUCGGCAAAAGAAGAUCACACGAGUGAACAGUUCCUUGUUGAUGCAUCCGGAUCUACCGGAAUACCAGGCAGCAUCGGCUGACGAGAAAGCUUUGGUAGAGGCCAGCGCCAGAUGCGGAGUUGUUUUCCACAAUUACACCAACGACACGAUCGAACUUAAGGUCAAUGACAGCUUGAUGAUGUUCGAGAAGAUGGACGUUUUAGAGUUCACUUCUGAACGUAAGAGGAUGUCGGUGAUAGUCAAAGACAACGCUGGUGUUCACUGGUUGUAUUGCAAAGGGGCAGAUUCGGCUAUAUUACCGCUGAUAGUCUCCGGAAAAGUCAAUGAAACCAUCGCCCAUGUAGCUGACUUCUCUAUGAGAGGUUUACGAACGCUGGUUGUAGCGUACAAGAAGAUGAAUCAAAGUGAAUACGAGAAAUUGAUACGAAAAGUAGAACAGGCCAGGCAAGUAAUUGGCAUUGAGCGAGCAUCGUACAUGGAAAGAGCUUACAAUCAGAUGGAAAGUGGACUCACUUUGCUAGGUGUAACCGCGGUCGAAGACCGUCUACAGGAGGACGUGCAAGACACGCUCGAAUGCUUACGAGCCGCUGGCAUUAAAAUAUGGAUAUUGACUGGGGACAAAGCGGAAACCGCGGAAAAUAUAGCCUUCCUUUGUGGUCAAUUCAAAGAGGGUACAGAAAUACUGAGAAUGUUGGAAAUAACUACACAACAAACCUGUAUCCAACGUAUUGCAUAUUUUGAACGGCGAAUAAAACUUGAACCUCACAAACAGUAUGGACUAUUGGUUGAUGGGAGUAGCAUAGCAAUAGCAUUGAACAAUUGUCCGGAAGAAUUUAAAUCGGUUGGAAUCGCCUGUGAAGCGGUAGUUUGUUGCAGGCUGACGCCUUUGCAAAAAAGCGAGAUUGUAAGUUUGAUCAAGAGUGCACACACUCGACCACACACUGCUGCUAUUGGUGACGGGGGUAACGACAUCGCGAUGAUACAAGAAGCGCACGUAGGAAUCGGAAUAAUGGGUAAAGAGGGUCGCCAAGCAACCAUGAGCUCCGAUUUCGCGUUCGCCAAAUUUAAAUUUUUGAAAAAGGCACUGCUGGUACACGGACACUGGUUCUACGUGCGGAUUAGCACUUUGACGUUGUACUUCUUUUAUAAGAACAUUUUGUUCAUAACGCCACAAUUACUGUUUGGACUGCACAGCGGUUUUUCUGCGCAGGCAUUUUACGACGGUAUGUUUUUAAUGCUUUUCAAUGUAAUAUUUACAUCUCUACCAGUAAUAGUGUACGGGUUGUUGGAGCAGGAUUACACAUCUGAUAAAUUGUUACGGUUUCCCCAUCUAUAUAAAAUGUACAGAAAUAAUUAUUUAUUGAAGGGUACACAGUUCCUACAGUGGAGCGCUCUAGGGUUCUGGCACGCCGCUGCGAUAUAUUUUAUGACGGAAUAUUUCAUAUUCAUUAAUCCUGUUAGUUUGUAUAAUAAUACACCAGUAGAUCAGUGGACAUUCAGUACGUUUGUUUUUCACGUAGUUACAUUGGUGGCUAAUGUACAGAUACUACUACACAGUUCGUCUUGGACAUUGCCGUUCGUGUUAGCAGUAGUAUUUUCCGAGAUGGCGUUUUUUGUAUUCGUUAUCUGCUACUCCUUUGUACACGUAAGGUACGACGGUGACAUGCUCGCUGUCUUCCCUAAAAUAUUAUCAUCGAUAUCUUUUUGGCUGCUGGCUAUAGUCAUUGUUAUCGUUUGCCUAACUCCAGACUAUUUACUUCUGGCAUACAGUAGAUACAUGCCUGCGCGUAUAAUGAGGAAAAACGAGGAGCAGCCGCAAUAUAUUAUCAGUAACGGAAACGACGGAGAGAACCAGCCAUUAGAUAGAAGGGUAACAAUUAUACUACGUUACGCAUAUUGA
Molecule: messenger RNA, 3340 nt
Organism: Dufourea novaeangliae
Lineage: Eukaryota; Metazoa; Arthropoda; Insecta; Hymenoptera; Halictidae
Product: probable phospholipid-transporting ATPase IF
Exons: 18
Coding region: 14-3340 (1108 amino acids)
Biological process (GO): phospholipid translocation
Cellular component (GO): trans-Golgi network; plasma membrane; endoplasmic reticulum
Molecular function (GO): ATP hydrolysis activity; ATP binding; ATPase-coupled intramembrane lipid carrier activity
Source: RefSeq, a predicted model, not a curated record